CACUAACGUAAGUAUUUGAGUUACCUUUCCUUAUACUGUAGGAGGUGCACGUUAGGACAAACAACCAUGCCGCAAGGAAAACUGAAGACGAAAGUGCAGAUGCCCGAAGGAACUAAGAAACAAAAAAAGACUCAGAAGAAAUCUGUACUAAGAAAAGGACAUCGAACAAUUGCACCCAAAAAAGCAAAGAUAAUUGAUGCAGUCAAGAUAAAGAAGGGCCUGGAGAAACAGGUGGUGGCCGCCAUAGAACAAGAGGCGGUGGCUCGCGCAGCCAGUACAGAACACAAAAGCCUGCAGAUACUGAAGCCGGUCAAGGCCUCUCUGUCCUCCAAGAAGCAGUCCAAUAAAAAACAGUAAUGUUUCUGUUUUAA
Molecule: messenger RNA, 371 nt
Organism: Pomacea canaliculata
Lineage: Eukaryota; Metazoa; Mollusca; Gastropoda; Architaenioglossa; Ampullariidae
Product: UPF0390 protein zgc136864-like
Exons: 3
Coding region: 67-357 (96 amino acids)
Source: RefSeq, a predicted model, not a curated record